Molecule: messenger RNA, 824 nt
Organism: Cydia amplana
Lineage: Eukaryota; Metazoa; Arthropoda; Insecta; Lepidoptera; Tortricidae
Product: ribosomal RNA processing protein 36 homolog
Exons: 4
Coding region: 66-803 (245 amino acids)
Biological process (GO): maturation of SSU-rRNA from tricistronic rRNA transcript (SSU-rRNA, 5.8S rRNA, LSU-rRNA)
Cellular component (GO): 90S preribosome; nucleolus
Source: RefSeq, a predicted model, not a curated record
UGUUAUGAUUCAGAGUUAUUUUAUUUAGCUGAUUCUAUUGUCGAAUUUAUCAAUUCUGUGUAAAAAUGAGUAGCAGCGAGAGCGAAGAUAAUUAUGAUAACCCCGAGAAAACUGAAGAUCUCGACGACGGGGAACGAACUGCCAUUAGGUCCGAGUUAUCGUCUCUAUCGUUCGAGGAACUGCAAAAGUUAAAGGAAAGAAUUGGAGCCAAAGUGUACAAGGAAGCCAUAUUUGGAAAAAAAGAUGGCAAAAUUGAAUCGGUUAAACCGAAGGUGUUUAAAAGGGAAAAUAAGAACAGACCCCGAGAAAUGAGCGCCAAAAAGCCUGUGUCGAUGAUGAUUGACGUGCCCAAACUGAGGAAAAAGGAAAUUCGUGAUCCCAGGUUCGACCCUCUCUGCGGAGAAUUCAACAAGAAGCAGUUUGCCGAUGACUACAAUUUCCUAACAGAAAUGCGCAUGAACGACAUCAAAGCCACCAGGGCCGAGUUGCGGCAGACCACAGACCCGGAGAAGGCCCUGAAGCUGCGCCGUCUGCUGCAGAGGCUCAACGAGCAGCACAAGGCCAGCAGAAUGAAAAAGACGGAGAGAAUGGAGAUGGAGAAACAGAAGAAACAGGCUGAGAAAGAAGUUCGCGAGGGGAAACAGCCUUACUAUAAAAAUAAAUCUGAAAAACGCGUGGAAGCCCUAGUGUCCCAAUUCGAAGAGCUCCGCAAAGAGGGCGCCACCCGCGUGCAGAGACACAUCAAGCGGCGUCAGCAGAAAGUCAAGCGGCGCUCACACAAGGCCCCGACAGGUGUCAGCUGAUUCCGUAUCAUUGCCACAUUG